This is a messenger RNA of Bradysia coprophila, 1688 nucleotides long. RefSeq lists its product as uncharacterized. Gene Ontology annotation, cellular component: membrane. The record is from RefSeq and is a predicted model, not a curated record. Lineage: Eukaryota; Metazoa; Arthropoda; Insecta; Diptera; Sciaridae. Gene Ontology annotation, molecular function: transmembrane transporter activity. Gene Ontology annotation, biological process: transmembrane transport.
UGAGAUUUUAAUUCUUUCCCAGUUAAACAUUGAAAUCGAGAUGAAGAAGAUGGAUCAGGUAAAUGAGAAUUGCGGCAACGCCAACACUACGGACGCCAGCAGUGAUACACUAGAUAAUGUGUUAUCAAAAAUUGGUUUCGGAAAAUUCAAUUAUGUCGUUAUCGCCCUGGCCGGCAUCACAUUGGCCUGUGUUUUUCUCGAGACCGUUACCAUAAAUGUAAUUUUACCUCUUGCACAAUGUGACUUGGACAUGACUACUCAAGACAAGAGUAUUUUGAGUUCGAUCGGAUUCGUCGGUAUAAUUCUGUCGUCGCAUUUGUGGGGUUUUUUGGCGGAUACAAGAGGACGAAAAAAGGUGAUCGUUCCGACGCUGUUCAUAGCGUCAUUCUUAUCGCUAGUAUCGAGUAUCGCAACAUCAUUUUGGUUAUUGUUGCUUUUGAGAUUUUUGAACGGAGUAUUCAUUUCCGGUCCGUCAGCAACAGUGUAUGCGUAUGUGGGUGAAUUUCACUCUGUUGAAAUGAGAUCUAGAGCACUGAUGUACGUCUCUGCCGUCCUCGGGCUGGCAUGCUACUGGUAUCCAGGCACUGCUAGCUGGAUCCUGAAUCAAGAAUGGUCUCAUUACUUUGCAGCCUUGGAUAUAACGCUCAAGCCAUGGAGAUUGUUUAUCAUCAUUGCAACCUUACCGACCAUCGUUUGUGCAAUCUGUCUGUUGAUCUUCGUACCCGAGUCACCGAAAUACACUUUCGCUCAGGGCGACGAAGCAGAAACUUUGAGUAUUCUGCAGCUGGCCUACCGAAAAAAUAAGGGGAAUUCUUUCCAUUUAAAAAUCAAGUCACUCACCAAGGACGACGAAUUCGGUGUCGGAUUGAAAGAACGAAAUCAAAAUGUAUUUGAAUUUAUGUGGAAUCAAACGAAACCGCUGUUUCAGCAUCCUCACCUGAAGAACACUUUACGCGCUUGUUUUAUUCAAUUUUCCAUAUUCAGUUCGACUAACGGAUUCUGGACUUUUUUCCCAGAAAUUGCUAAUGGAAUCGGUAUAUGGAGAUAUGAUGGUGACCAGCCGGCGACAAUUUGUGAGAUUUACAAUGCAACUCGGUCAUUGCAAGUGAAUUCCAACGUAUCCCUUGCAAGCAAUCAAUGUCUGACUAAAUUGGAACCCUCAACUUUUAUCAAUAUUUUGGUGGAGCAUACGAUUUAUGCUGUGGGAUGGAUCAUAUUGGCGGUGAUUAUCAACAAAAUUGGAAAAUUAAUUGCAAUCAAUUCGAUAUUUACAAUUUGCACGAUUUCCGCUAUCACACUGAUUUUUUCAAAAAGUUCACUGCUCUCAAACAUUUCCUAUGUUACGGUAAUGGCCGUUGGACUCACCAUCACAGUUGUCAGUGCAUCGACAGCCGAACUUUGUCCAACUCAAUACAGGGCAAUGGCAUUAUGCCUCUCGUUAAUGGUUGGUCGACUCGGAGGAGUUUGUGGAUCGCUGUUCAUCGGAUUUUUAAUGGAUCAUUAUUGCACUUACAUAUUUUUGAUGCCAGCGGUUUUGUUAGCUAUAAGUGCAUGUCUUACGUUUACCAUUCCGAAUAUUGGUAACAUUGAUUGACAAGGAAUGUAGCGACGAAUCUUACUAUAAGAUAGGUUUUGUAUAAAUAAGUUUUUUAUGUGACAAAUACGAGUCUUUAAAUAAAACAACUCAA